UCUCUCCUCUCGCGGGAGGCGACUGAAGGCAAUUCCACUAAAACCCGGUUGUGAGCUCUCGAUUGUGUUUGUGGUUGAUAGACCUACAUACUUUUCUGCAAUCCCGUUGAUGUUUGCUCUCGACCGUGUCUGUUCUCUGACCCGUGUGAAGCGUAUUUUCUACACAAACCCUAGUCUUCGAACAUUUUCCUCCGUUUCUUCCUCUCGAUCGUGUCUGUUCUCUCAGGUGUGUAAGGCGAUUCAAAGCCCCUAGUUCGUGGUUGCUAGAGGGAGGAUCUCACGUUUCGUCUCUUUUUGUCUGAUUUCUCAGCUUCAGCAAAAGCUUCUGACCCCCACGGUGUGUAAGGCGAUUCAAAGCCUCUUCCACCGAAACCCUAGCUCGUGGUCGCUAGAGGGAGGAUCUCAGGUUUCGUCUCUUUUUCUCAGCAAAAGCUUCUGAACCCCACGGAGUGCAAAGUCAACAUGUAUCAGAAAGGAUUGAUGGAGCAGGACUUGAGCAAGCUAAAUCCACUCUCACCUGAAGUUAUUUCUCAUCAGGCUACCAUAAAUAUUGUUACUACUGGUCACGUGGCACAUGGUAAAUCGACGCUGGUGAAAGCGAUAUCUGGCAUACAGACAGUUCGUUUUAAAAAUGAACUUGAGCGGAACACAACUACUAAUCUUGGAUAUCCGAAUGCUAAGAUUUAUAAAUGUGAAGAUGAACGGUGCCCUCGACCUAUGUGCUACAAGGCGUAUGGAAGUGAGAAGGAAGAUAGUCCCUUAUGUGAUGUGCCUGGAUUUGAAGAGUGUAGGAUGAAACUGCUGAGACAUGUGUCUUUUGUUGAUUGCCCGGGACAUGGCAUUCUCAAGUCUACUAUGCUCAAUGACGACACUGCAAUUAUGGAUGGCGCAUUACUUCUGAUAGCUGCCAAUGAGGAUUUCCCCCAACCUCAAACUGUCGAGCAUCUAGUUGGUGUUGAUAUUAUGAAACUCAAAGAUAUUAUCAUCGUCCAAAAUAAAGUCGAUCUGGUUCCGCAACAUGUAGCCAUCCGUCAGAAGGAGCAGAUUCUAAAAUUUGUCCAGGGCACUGUUGGUGAAGGUGCACCAGUGGUACCAAUUUCUGCUCUGCUGAAGCAUAAUAUUGAUGUCGUGUGCGAGUAUAUUGUUAAAAAGAUACCUGUUCCGCAAAGGAAUUUUGUUGCACCACCGCGUAUGAUCAUAAUCCGAUCCUUUGACGUCAACAAACCUGGUUACGAGAUUGAAGAAAUAAAAGGCGGUGUUGCUGGUGGAAGCAUCCUCAGGGGUGUUUUACAGGUGAACCAGUUGGUUGAAAUUCGACCAGGGGUUAUAGUAGGAGAUGAUAAUAAAAAUUUCAAAUGUACCCCCGUGUAUACUAGGAUUGUCUCUCUUUUUGCCGAAGAAAAUGAGUUGCAGUUUGCAGUGCCAGGGGGUUUCAUUGGCAUUGGCACUACAAUGGAUCCGGCAUUAACUCGUGCUGAUAGGCUGGUUGGUCAGGUUCUUGGGGCGGUCGGAUCCCUGCCUAAAGUUUACACUGAAUUGGAGGUUAAAAUCAGACAUGUCCUGUCCCGACUUCUGGGUGCGAAGCAGGGAAGGGUCUCAGAGCUCGUGAAGGGAGAGGUGUUGAUGGUGAACAUUGGGUCCAUCUCAACGGGAGCUCAUGUAAUCUCCAUAAAGAAUAAUGUGGCAAAGCUGCGACUUAUCAAACCAGCGUGUGCCGAACCAGAAGCGAAGGUUGCACUGAGCAGGAGGAUUGAGAAGCACUGGCGUCUCAUAGGCUGGGGUGAGGUUAUAGCUGGAACCACCCUAGACCUAGAUGGCCCACCAAUGCUUAUUUGAGUUACAACAGCAACAGAGUAGUUAGUGAACAUAAGAAAGUAGUAGUAGUAAAAGGAGAAUAUUGUUUGAGGGAAGAUGUGGGAGGGCAGACAACUGCUGGGAACAAUAUGUUUUUGUUUGGUGGAGAAGAAAACAUGGUUCUGGGAACAAUAUGUUUUUGUUUGGUGGAGAAGAAAACAUGGUUCAGAAUUUUUUCAUUAUCUUUUUAGUAGUGUCAUGUUUCUGGUGGUUAUCUCCCUGAGCAGGUGUUUGGAGGAACCUCCAUUUUGUCCCUAAAAUGCAGAAAAAUGUCUCAUUCAUUGGUCAUUCACCAGAAAUUUCUUUAGGCUUAGACAUAAGUGGGUUUAGUAUUUGCUUUGCUUAGACACAAGGGCAUACAGAUGAUUUUACAUGGUGACAAAGCUUUGACACAAUGUCCAAAUUAUAAUAGGGGCGUAAGCGUCACAUGAGCAAAACAUUGUGGGCAUCAUGCCAAAAUUUUAUUUAGAAGACAAUAAAUUAAAUGGA
Molecule: messenger RNA, 2343 nt
Organism: Cornus florida
Lineage: Eukaryota; Viridiplantae; Streptophyta; Magnoliopsida; Cornales; Cornaceae
Product: eukaryotic translation initiation factor 2 subunit gamma-like
Exons: 10
Coding region: 463-1836 (457 amino acids)
Biological process (GO): formation of translation preinitiation complex; positive regulation of translational fidelity
Cellular component (GO): cytosol; eukaryotic translation initiation factor 2 complex
Molecular function (GO): tRNA binding; GTPase activity; translation initiation factor activity
Source: RefSeq, a predicted model, not a curated record